AGAUUGACGGUGUAUUGAGUGACUUUUUUCAUUUUUCUUCACCGUCAUGUCCAUUUCGCUCAUAAAUGUCGAAAAUGAGGAACGCGUGGACGACGUGCUUGUGAUGAGUCUCGCAGGGAAAGCUGCGCCGACACAGGAGGAGCACAGCAUUAUCACUGACCACCGCGGUAAGCCCACCGGCAGCUAUCAAUCGCUGUACAGCAAUAAUGAACAGAGACGGCUGGACAGAGACUCAACGAGAGUGUCGAUUGACAGCGUGGGACGAGGAACGGUGGCGGGCGCUACGGUUACGUGCCACAACGUCGGUUACACGGUGAAGAUCAGCUCUAAUCGUCUAGUUCCACGCAAAAGAAAAGAGAAGGUGGUACUGAAAGAUAUCUGUACAAAGCUUCAUCCAGGAAUGAAUGCCAUUCUCGGUCCAACGGGAAGCGGGAAAUCCUCACUGUUGGACAUCAUAGCUGAUAGGAAGCAGCGUUCCGGUCUCUCUGGACAUGUACUAGUCAAUGGCCAUCCAUUGCCGGCAAACUGGAAGCUGAUGACAGGCUACGUCGUACAGGAUGAUGUCGUCAUGGGCACACUUUCGGUGGAAGAAAAUUUGAUGUUCUCCGCACAACUGCGCCUUCCGGCUCAUCUAAGCAAAGAAGAAAAACAACUAAGGGUUACCAGAGUCAUAGAUGAGCUUGGAUUGCAUGAUUGCAGGAAUACCAGGAUUGGAACAGAGUUCAUAAGAGGCAUCUCAGGAGGUGAACGUAAAAGGACAAACAUAGGAAUGGAGCUAAUCAUAUCCCCUACAGUUCUCUUUCUUGAUGAGCCUACCACGGGCCUUGAUGCAAACACAGCCAACACAGUCAUGUUGAUUUUAGCCAAUUUGGCAAAGAAAGGAAGAACUAUUAUCUUCUCCAUCCAUCAGCCACGCUACUCCAUCUACAGACUGUUUGAUGACAUGACACUAUUGGCCAAGGGGGAGGUGGCCUAUCAUGGCCCCACUUCCUCUGCACUUGCCUACUUUGAAGCCCUUGGUUACAUCUGUGAUCUGCACAACAAUCCGCCAGACUUUUUUCUCGAUGUGCUUAAUGGAGAUGCAGCCCGAGUGUCCGAGAGACAUCCAGGUAAAAGAGAAGAAUUGGAUCGCAUCUACAGCCAGUUCAAUGAGUACGUGGCAACUGGAGACCAUGUUGUGACUACCAAAGGAAAAUACGAAACAACAUUUCUUACACAGCUACGAUUAGUCGCUAAGCGAACAGCCCUCAAUCUUGUCCGGAAUCCUAUGACUUCGUACUUUCAGCUUGCUACAAUGAUGAUAUUUGCCAUAGCCGUAGGAAUGCUGUUCUUCCAAGUGGAGUCGGAUACGACAUCCGGAAUUCAGAACAGAACGGGAGCAUUUUUUUUCAUGGUGAUGAACGUGAUGUUUGGUAACCUUUCAACUGUGGAGCUUUUCCUCAACGAACGACACAUAUUUAUACACGAGACAAUCAGUGGAUUCUAUCGCGUUUCCGCGUACUUCCUCGCAAAGCUGUUCUGUGACAUACUGCCGAUGCGUAUCGUACCCACGACCCUGUUUGCCACCAUAACAUACUGGAUGGUCGGUUUCCAGUCCGAUGCCGGCAAGUUCUUUUUCUACAUGCUGGCGCUGCUGACAACUACGGUGGCGGCCUCUAGCCUCGCGUUCCUGAUGAGCGCCAGCGUGGGUGUGUUUGCCCUCGCCAGCAUGGGCGUGGCCCUCACCUUCGUCUUCAGCAUGGUAUUCAGUGGGCUGCUAGUGAACCUGGACACGAUGGCCGGAUGGCUGAGCUGGAUCCAGUUCUUCAGCAUCUUCCGCUACGGCAUGAACGCGCUCCAGGUGAAUGAGCUGGCUGAUCUGCUGCUGUGUGAUACUGUAGAGAACGCGCUAAACCGAGCACAAUGCGCGGACCUGCUCGGCGUGGCAGACGACGCCGGCGGCGGCAACGCGACGAUGACGACGCCCUCGGCGAUGGUGUGCACCCUCGGCAACGUCUACCUGAAGAAGCAGGGCAUCGCCUACGAGACGUCGUGGGACCUGUGGCAGAACAUCGCCGCGCUCGCGCUCAUCACCCUCGUCCUGCUCUGCCUCGCCUACGUGCAGCUG
Molecule: messenger RNA, 2107 nt
Organism: Priapulus caudatus
Lineage: Eukaryota; Metazoa; Priapulida; Priapulimorpha; Priapulimorphida; Priapulidae
Product: ATP-binding cassette sub-family G member 2-like
Exons: 16
Cellular component (GO): plasma membrane
Molecular function (GO): ATP hydrolysis activity; ATP binding; ABC-type transporter activity
Source: RefSeq, a predicted model, not a curated record